Messenger RNA from Priapulus caudatus, 709 nucleotides. RefSeq lists its product as uncharacterized. The record is from RefSeq and is a predicted model, not a curated record. The transcript has 2 exons. Bases 166 to 528 code for a protein of 120 amino acids. NCBI's taxonomy places the organism in Eukaryota, Metazoa, Priapulida, Priapulimorpha, Priapulimorphida, Priapulidae.
CGACGUAGAGUUCCACUCGCGCUACACUAACAGUAUAGCGAAGGCAGCCUUGCCUGAGUGAAGGUGGCGAACGGGUACCAGUCUAUUGUUGGUGUUGCUCCUGGUUACCGUAGCGUCGGCGACUCGGCGGCAGUUGACGGACUUGUUCGAGUAGGCGUAGUCAAUAUGGAUAUGGAUGAUGCCACGGAAGAAAUGCCUAAGUAUGCGCUUAUACAUUGGGUUAAUGGAAAUUGCACGAGUAUUGUUAAGACUGCAGAUGUAUGCGACUUAACAAUGAUUGUCGAUAACCAGAAAAUUGGCAAAGUGAAGGCCGUGAUCGCAGGUAAAAGGGAACCACCUCAAGGAUGGCUGAAGUACGAUGCUCGGGUGUUGGCAACAAAUGAUAAAUGGAAAGUACUUGAGGAGUUUGAGAAAGAAUGGAUUGCGUCAGAUACAGAAGCUGACCUAAAUGCUACCGCUAGCCCAAGAGGCAGGCAGAGGCUGCAGAAAACGAAGGCAACGAAAAAUAUCGUCGGCCUCCACAAGUGACACCAACUGUGAGGAGGAUGCUGAUGAAACAGAGAUCGCGAUACCUAACAUUUCACAUCAAGUAAGUAGCGCGUAAUGUGUAUUCAGGUGUAAUUAAAUCCAAAAUCUUUCAGGCUGUACGUGGAAUAAAAGCAGGGAUGCAUGGAACAACAGCAAGCUCGCAGCAUAGCGCAUACGCUAA